AUGAUGGUGGACCUCACGCAACAUCCUCUGAAGGGCGUAUAUGCGCUGGGCGCUUUGGGCUUCGAGCUCGUGCGCUUCCCUCUAUACAUUGUCAAGUUCCUCGUCUUCGGCCGCCAGCACCCGAGCUGGACCUUUCGGCAGGCCCUCACUGUACACGCCUUCUUCUCCGGGCUAUGGCACGUUGCGAAAGUGCAAGUCAAAACGCCGCUGCCUCUCACACCGGAUCAAGAGAAGGAGCGAUUCGUAGUCAUUAAGCCGGCAAAGAAUGAAUCAUACAAAGGGCCCUUGAGGAGCAACAAGGACGUUGUGCCAGUGGAAAUUGGUGCGACGUGGUAUCCUGCACCGCUGGGUACGGGUAGCGACAAGGCUAGGAUCAAGGUCGUGCUUCACUUACAUGGUGGAGCUUUCGUCACGGGAGAUGGACGGACGGCAGCCAGCGGGGCUAUGGCAAAGAAGCUUCUGAAAUACACUCCCGCCACGCACAUCUUCUGCCCGCAGUACCGCCUCUCCACGUUGCCUGUCUCGAAGACAUCGAACCCGUUCCCAGCCGCUCUCCAAGACAGCGUCACAGCAUACCUGUACCUCCUGAACGACCUCAAGAUACCCCCUCAAAACAUCAUACUUUCGGGAGACUCAGCAGGCGGCAAUCUAUCCAUCGCGCUUCUACGCUACAUCUCCGACUACGGUUCCGACAUUGGUCUGCCCGCACCCUCUGCAGCGCUUCUUUGGUCGCCCUGGACCAACCCAGCCGAUACCUCCGGAUCAUACGUUUAUGACAACAGGAAUUAUGCUACAGACUACCUUUCUCCGCCCUUCACAUCAUGGGGCACCACGGCAUAUGCUGGUGAAGCUGGCGAGCAGGUCCUGUCACAGCCAUACAUUUCGCAGAAGAACCGGACAUUCAAGACAGAGGUACCCAUGUGGGUCAACGCAGGCGGUGGAGAGAUACUGUACUUUGAUAUCGUUGAAUGGGCUGAGAAAAUGAAGGAAGCAGGUAACAAUCUGCAGCUUGAUAUCGAAGAGCAUGUUCCACACGAUAUCCUGCUCUUGGGUCACAUCUUGGGUUUCGAACAAGAGGCUAUAAAUAUGGCUAGGCGAGCAGGCGAAUGGAUGAAAGAGCAGAAGAUCUCUGCCAACUUGCUGAAUAGGCGGAGUGACGGGGCUACAGACUGGCCGGGAUAUGGAUCGCCAAGUCGAAGUCAUAAUAAUUCUGGACACUACUAUCUAGGCAACUGCAGUCAUCGGAACCAUCUCAGUUCAGAUCAUGGCAAUGAAUUGCAGUUUCUUCACCUCAUCUUCUAG
Alternaria atra is the source of this 1302-nucleotide messenger RNA. RefSeq lists its product as uncharacterized. The record is from RefSeq and is a predicted model, not a curated record. Bases 1 to 1302 code for a protein of 433 amino acids. Gene Ontology annotation, molecular function: hydrolase activity. The transcript has 4 exons. Lineage: Eukaryota; Fungi; Ascomycota; Dothideomycetes; Pleosporales; Pleosporaceae.